Cinara cedri is the source of this 1329-nucleotide messenger RNA. Lineage: Eukaryota; Metazoa; Arthropoda; Insecta; Hemiptera; Aphididae. The record is from the annotation of a GenBank genome assembly.
AUGGAAACUGCAGAGCAACAUAGGAAAUUUGUUGCUGAGAUUGAUAAAAAAAUGAAAAAAUUAUCUCUGAAAAUUCACUCAGAUAAGGUAAAUGCUGGUGACGAUAAGCAAGCGGCCCUAAAUGCUUGCAGAUCACUAAUUAAAAAUGCCAGUGAAUUUUUUUUAGACUAUAUUCAUGCUGAUUUUAAAUAUGAACAUUACAAUAAAAUGAAAAUUAAUUCAUUGGGUGUGAUAAAUUUGCUAAAUGUCAGAUUUUUGGCGAAGCUGGGUCCAAUAUCGAGAAUAAAACAAGAAGAGAUAAUAACCUAUACACAUAAAUUUUUAAAGGCAAGUCGUAGUAGUCUGGAGCAGUUCAUAAAAAGCAGAUCUUGUGACGGUUAUAGUAGUGAUUGGGCGCAAUAUACGUUUGAACAACACAGGGACGACGCAUUGAAUUACUUAACAUCAUGCAUUGAAGGAUGUGAAAAAUUUGACAGCCAAUGUGAAGAGAUACUGGAAGAAUGUAGGCAAGAUGCCAAGUUGCAUGACCUUCUAUAUGACUCAAUAUUUGACAUGUCGUAUAAAAAUAAUAAGCAAUUGGAGCAAUUGUAUAAGUUGAAAGAAUUUGCUAACAAUGCCUUGCUAGGAACAAUAGGCAUUAUAGAGAUGAGAGAAAUGGAUGAAUAUAUGGCGCUGCCUUUUGCCAUGUAUGUCGGCGCUUUAGCAUUAUGCAGCAACGCACCUGAAGGCAAAAAAGAUGACGAUAUAUCCUGCAUAUGGUGGUUAGUAGAAAAACUUUUUUCCUGUGUUCCUGCUAACAUGCUUUUUAACGUGCCUUCUAUUUCUUUCUCUUCACCUUUUUUUUCACUGGAUGUAGGAAAGAAGGGGGAAAACUUAAAUAAAGUAUUAAUUAACUUAGCGUCUUAUCUUGAUGUGAGAAAAGAAAUAAGUGUUAGUAAAUUUUUUGAUGCCAUAGAAAUAAUCAGCAAUAAAUUAGCAGAAAAUUUCGAUCUUAAUCACUAUAGACCAAUCACUGUAGAAUUUUAUCUGGAAGAAUCACGCGAGCUUGCAGAGAGAAUAGAGAGAUUUACCAAAAAAGUAGCGGAAGAUUUAGCCCACGCUAGGAGAAUUCUACAGGAUCAAGAAAAGAUUAGGGAAGGUUUUGCAGAGGUUAGGGAAGGUUUCGCAGAGGUUAGGAACAAUCAAGCUGAGCUGAGGGGGGAAAUGCAAGACUUUAGGGCAAACUUUAGAGCAUGGGCAGAGCAAUUACAAAACCCUCAACCCCAACCAAGUGGUUCAUUAAUUGAUGCAAAACCAUCACGCCAUAAUAAGUCUAUGAGUAGAGAUUAA